AUGUUUGAGGAGAAGGUAGUCGUCGGAGUUGCAUCCGCUUUUUCAACGUUGGCGGUUAUCGCCUGCCUUGUUGUCAUCCCAUCCCUCUACAACACUAUCAACGAGGUUCACGAUGAGGUUCUCGAUGGUGUCCAGGUUUUCCGUGUUGAGACCGACUCGGCUUGGACCGAGAUGAUGGACAUCCAGAUCACCGUCACUCCACCAUCGAAGCCACGUGUCAAUCCAUUCAACUCGAUCUUCCGUCAGAAGCGUCAGACCUUCUCUGGACUCCCAGCUUGGUGCCAGUGCGAGCCAACCAAGCCAACCUGCCCACCAGGCCCACCAGGACCACCAGGACAGCCAGGACAGCCAGGACUUCCAGGACCACCAGGACCAAAGGGAGAGGACAACACCUCGACCUAUGCUCCACUCACCUGCGCGCCAGUCUCCAACGACUGCAUCAAGUGCCCAGAGGGACCAGCUGGACCUGCCGGACCAGCGGGACCAGCCGGACCAGCCGGACCAGACGGACAGCCAGGAGCGCCAGGAAACCCAGGAAACGACGGACAGCCAGGAGCCCCAGGAGCCCCAGGAGACGACGGAGCCCCAGGAGCGCCAGGACAAGACGGACAGCCAGGAGCGCCAGGACAGGACGGACAACGCGGAUCGGGAGCCCCAGGAGCGCCAGGAGCCCCAGGAAACGCCGGACCAGCUGGACCAGACGGACAGCCAGGAGCCCCAGGACAAGACGGACAGCCAGGACCAGCUGGACCAGCCGGACAGGAUGGACAGCCAGGAAACCCAGGAUCCGACGGACAGCCAGGAUCGAACGGAGGACCAGGACUCCCAGGACCAGACGCCGCCUACUGCGCGUGCCCACCAAGAUCCGCCGUCUUCGUUUCCCGCUCCAGACAGUAA
Messenger RNA from Caenorhabditis bovis, 897 nucleotides. The record is from the annotation of a GenBank genome assembly. Lineage: Eukaryota; Metazoa; Nematoda; Chromadorea; Rhabditida; Rhabditidae.